CAAUAUUCUAUUUUUCUCAGGUCUGGUAGUGUAGGAGGCGAUUCGGCAUUCUGCAGUGUUUACCUGAGUAGUUGAGAGGUCUUCGGUCGCUACUUCCUCAUUCAGCUCUACCAUGGCCUCACGAGCGCCUCGAAACUCGUUUAGGCAUCGAAAUCAUCUCGCUAUUCCAGCCAAGGCUAAACCCAGUGCAAACGGCAAGCAGCAAACUCUUGCCAGAUCACCGCCCCGCAGGCAUCGAAAACCGCCCAUGCCAGGCUUCCCCAUGCUUCACAUAGACCGGCCAGCGCGCUACUAUGCUAGCACGCUAUCCGCAGACGACGUGCAAGCCCUCAGACUCGGCGAGCAGAACCACAACCUCAAGCAAUGGUCCACCAAAGACUUGCUCAUGCACCACGAAUCCCGCAAGGACCUCAUUCCCCGCAUCAUGCCCAAGAUCGACAAGACGCUUGCGCUCGCGGGCAUCGAGCACGACAAGCAGCAUAGCCGGCAGGUAGUCACUACGGAAACGAGCAAGGUGCGUCGCUUCUUGGGGUUUCCGCGUAUAAAGGUCUCUGCUUACUAGAUGGGGGACCAGGAGGAGUAUGAAGAAGCUGUUUCGAUACUGCCGUCCACAUCAACGCAGGACCUAUUGUGUGCUUUGCCCACGCAGCCUCGCUCAGCACACAUGCGCGCAGCAAGUAGCGGCGACUACUUUUCGCUUCAACCCAGUUAUACUCAGCGGAAACUUGGAUCGCAUACGCGCCGCAUCUCACCCCUCGCUUCAUCCUCUUCCUGCUCGUCUUCCUCCUCAUCCUCAUCCGACUCGUCGUCCUUCUCAAGCCCAUCUACAGCGGACUCGUCGCCCCGCGUCCGCAGCCCUCUCGCCCACGAAAUCCAAUUCCGACAUAACCCUGCUGUUACGUUUGAUUCGUUUCUCGCGCCGCACAAGUCGGGCAAGGGCGAGGCGUUUUGUGGCGCGGUGAAUGCGAGGCCGGGCGGAUUGCGCAGCGUCAGGAAGGUGCCUUCGAUGCCGCUGUUGAGGAGGAGGGGCGAGUUUGUGUGAGGGUUGGUG
Messenger RNA from Exserohilum turcica Et28A, 1051 nucleotides. RefSeq lists its product as uncharacterized. Bases 113 to 562 code for a protein of 149 amino acids. The record is from RefSeq and is a predicted model, not a curated record. NCBI's taxonomy places the organism in Eukaryota, Fungi, Ascomycota, Dothideomycetes, Pleosporales, Pleosporaceae. The transcript has a single exon.